Molecule: messenger RNA, 10746 nt
Organism: Diorhabda sublineata
Lineage: Eukaryota; Metazoa; Arthropoda; Insecta; Coleoptera; Chrysomelidae
Product: agrin-like
Exons: 29
Coding region: 146-5347 (1733 amino acids)
Biological process (GO): cell differentiation; multicellular organism development
Molecular function (GO): protein binding; calcium ion binding
Source: RefSeq, a predicted model, not a curated record
AGUACUGCUCGUGGUUAUUUUCGUAUUGGUUUCUGGAAUUCUGCUCUACCAUAACUAUUUAGUACACAAACCACGACAGACUGCUUCUGUUGAAGAACAAAGUGAUCCCUGUAGAGAUAAGGAAUGUAGUUUUGGUUCGCGCUGCAUGAUAAAUCCCGAUGGGCGAAAUGCUACCUGUGCUUGUCCUGAGAAGUGUCCAAAUUAUGGUGAUCAUACCACUUCUCGAUCUGUUUGUGGUUCUGACGGUGUCAACUACAGAAAUCAAUGUGAAUUACAACGAGCUGCGUGCUCCAGUCAAACCAACAUAACUAUCAAGUUUUACGGAAAAUGCGAUCCAUGUGCAGGCGUUCAAUGCACCGAACCUGAAGUGUGCCAGUUAGAUGAACACCGCAACCCGCUAUGUCGAUGUGGAGAUCCUUGUGCCUUGGAAUUUACUCCAGUGUGCGGCUCAGACGGAAAAACGUAUUCAAAUGAAUGUAUUUUACGACAGGAGGCUUGCCGAUCUAGAAAGCCGUUGAAUAUUAUUUACCGAGGAAAAUGCAGCUCAGGAAUAAAUCCAUGUAUGAGUGUUCGCUGUAAUCAGGGCGAGGAGUGCAUUAUCAACAAAUUUGGAAUAGCGCACUGUGAAUGUCCCGACAGGUGCAAGCCAAUUAUGAGGCCUGUCUGCUCCAAAGAUGGAAGGACCUACACUUCGGAAUGCGAACUGAGAAAAGCGGCUUGCGUUACUCAAACAAAUAUUGAGAUAGCUUAUACAGGAAUAUGCGGUAAAAAUGGUCCUUGUAGUGAACAUGAAUGUCAAUUUGGAGGUACUUGUGUGGAAAGGGCCGGAACAGCACACUGUGAAUGUCCAGGUUGUCCCGCAGAAUUCGAACCAAUUUGCGGUUCUGACGGAAUUUCCUAUAGCAAUGAAUGCAAGCUUAGAUUGGAGGCUUGUAAGCACAGGAGGAAUAUCAGUGUCCUUUAUAAAGGUCCUUGCAACGGUUGUGAGAGUGAAAAAUGUGAUUUCUACUCAGAAUGUGAAAGUGAUGGAACAGCCGAAGGACGUUGCGUGUGUCCAAAAACAUGUUCUGACCCUAAGUUGAACAAUGGAACAGUUUGUGGAACAGAUGGAAUAACUUACGCAAGUGAAUGUGAACUUCGACUGGCUUCGUGUAGAACAAAGCAGUUCAUAAUAUUGGCUUACAAAGGAAAUUGUGAUUUAUGCCAAGGCGUAGAAUGUAAGUAUGGCGGAAAAUGUGAAGCAGGUGAAUGUGUUUGUCCAACAGAUUGCGAAGACGCAGGAGAAGAACCAGUUUGUGCAUCGGAUAUGAUAACUUACCGCAAUGAAUGUGAACUCCAAAAAGUAAGGUGUUCCAGAGGACCUUUAGCAGUUAUUUUCUACGGUGAUUGCAGAGAAAGAUUCCCUUCUGCUACCAACACUUUGAGUACAACCUUCCCUAACAUCACGAUACAAAUUAACCAAAUGACAGGUAAUGAAUUUGAUACGGCAGUAUCUCAACUUCCAGACAACUCAAUCGUAGAUAGCACUAACACGGCAAAGGAAGCUUGCAAGGAUAUAUUAUGUGACUUCGAAGCAACUUGCGAAUUAGGUCCCGAUAACUUUCCACGUUGCACCUGCCAAUUUAACUGCAUAAAUGUAUUUACGAGUCCAGUUUGCGCAUCUGAUCUUAGAGUUUAUCCAUCUCUCUGCGAUAUGAAGAUGGAAGCGUGCCAAAGACAAGAGGAUUUGAGGCUUAGACCUUUAGAUCUCUGUCAAGGAAUGGAAGUAAAACCAUGCAAGGGAGAAAAACCACUAACGGACUCUAUUACAGAAAGAGAAUUAGACUGCGGUAAUGGUCCAUUUAGACAAGACUGUCCUGCAGGAAGCUACUGCCAUCAAACAGCCAAAUUUGCUAAGUGCUGCCGAAAAAGUGAAGCUGUAGUGGAGAAAAAUGGUUGUGGGGAAAGUUGGUUUGGUUGCUGUCCAGAUGGAAAAACUACUGCACAAGGACCGAAUUUUGGAGGUUGCCCAUCUAUUUGUGACUGCAACAAACUAGGAUCGUAUUCAGAUACUUGCGACGUAGAAACUCAGCAAUGCAGAUGUCGUCCUGGAGUUGGAGGUGGAAAAUGUGAUAGAUGCGAACCAGGAUUUUGGGGACUACCGAAGAUAUCUGCAGGCUACCGUGGAUGUAUACCAUGCGGCUGCUCCACUUUUGGUUCAGUGAGAGAUGACUGCGAACAAAUGACAGGUCGUUGUGUUUGUAAACCAGGUGUACAGGGUCAAAAAUGUACAAUAUGCACAAAUCACAAUAAAUAUUUAGGGCCGAAUGGAUGUGUAUCAGCAUCUGAUUUAGCAUCGUCUUCUAACCCUUCUACAUGUGCCGAAAGAAGUUGUUACUUUGGUGCCACCUGUGUAGAAAAAGAUGGACUUUCAUUAUGUGAAUGUCAUUUAAAUUGCAGUAAUGUAAAAGAAACACAAAUUGUUUGCGGCAGUGAUGGCAAGACUUACGGUUCUAUUUGUGAUUUACGCCUAGCAGCUUGUCGCCUUCAAAAGGACAUAGUUCUAAAAGCAUUUGGAUCUUGUAACGAAGAGAUACAAAGCACUGACUGGCCGUAUAGUGGAGUAAACUCCCAACAAUUUACGCAAUCUGACGAAAUAAGUUCCCCUCUAUCGAAAUCGACACGUCAUCUACUUGUACCAGAUCCUCGCUACUACUAUGAAAGAAGUAGUAACGUUCGGCCUGUUUCAUUUCCAGACACAGAUUUCAUUGGAAGCAACCCUGGAUCCAAUAUUUUAUACCGUUAUCGGGGUAAUGAAUUUUCUCCUGCCUACCGUCCAACCCCUGCUACAGUUCGAGUGCUAACUGCCUUAUUGGGCGACCUAUGUUCAGACAAUACGGAUUGUAUUAUUUCAAAUAGUCACUGUGUCAAAGGUGCUUGUAUCUGCUUUCCCAGUUAUGUGGAAUCCACAGAUCGCCAAGAAUGUUUGGCUAAUUCUGAUAACCUGGACGAAUUUAGAGCCUGUAGUAGCUUACCUUGUAACAAUGACGGUACCUGCAUCGAUUUACCAGCAUCAACUUACGCAUGCGUUUGUACAAUUAACUUUACAGGUUUAUUGUGUGAAACCGAAAUUUCACAAAUUCAAUACGAAGUACCAGCAUUCCACGGUACAUCCUAUGCAAGACUAAGACCUCUUAAAGCUUAUCAUAAACUCAGUAUAGAAGUAGAAUUUCAAUCCUAUACAGAGAAUGGUAUUUUACUCUACAACCAGCAAAAAGCAGAUGGCAAGGGAGACUUUGUCUCACUAGCAAUUAUAAACAGUUAUCUAGAAUUUAAGUACAAUUUAGGAAAUGGUGCUGUAGUGAUAAGAUCAGUUGACAAAAUUCAGAUAGGGAACACUCACAGGGUAAUUAUAAAAAGAUACCAUAGAGACGGAUUAUUGAAACUCGACGAUUCCGAGGAAAUUACUGGUCAAUCCAGUGGUUCUCUUAAAGCAUUAGAUUUAUUGGAAGAUGCUUUCAUUGGAUACGUACCAACAAAUCACACAAGGGUUUACGAGAAUAUAGGUACAUCUAAAGGAUUUCAGGGUUGUAUUAAAAGGUUUAAGAUUGGUAGACAGGAUGUAGAAAUACAUAUAAGACAAGAAGACUGGAUUUUAGAAGUGAAAGGGGUUUAUGAUUGCAGUAAACAUGCUUGUAAAAUGUUACCAUGCAAAAAUCAUGGAAAAUGUAUAAAAUUAGAUAGGUUGUUUAAAUGUGAAUGCCAAGCAUCUUAUAGUGGUGAAUUUUGUGAAAACUCAUGCUUAGAAGGUAAAUGCCAUUUCAAGACAGAAUGUAAUCAUGGAAACUAUGGAACAUCGUGCCAAGAAGAGUUCAAGAGUCUUCAUGGGCUUACACCAGAAUUCAAUGGAAACAGUUUUAUCCAGCUUCCAAGACUAGAGGGUAUAAAAAAAAGAUUUUCUAUUGAAGUCACGUUUAUGACUACUGCCUCUAGUGGUCUCAUUCUCUACAAUGGCCAGAUGAAGAAUGGGAGAGGCGAUUUCAUUUCUUUAAAUAUUGCCCGAGGAUAUUUGCAGUUUAGAUUCAACUUGGGAAGUGGUAUAGCUAAUUUAACAAGUUCGACCAGUAUUUCAUUGAAUAAAUGGUAUAAAAUUAGAAUAUCUCGAGAAGGCCGUGAAGGUAUGUUACAAAUAGAUAAUUCAACAGUGAUUCGUGGAUAUUCUGGUAUACCAUUAACAGAAUUGAAUUUAGAUACUCCCUUAUAUAUUGGUUCAUUACCUAAUUGGAAACAAAUACAUAGACUUUCUGGAGCUUCAAAAGGCUUCAAAGGUGUUAUUCAAAGAAUUACAUUCAAUGGACUUCCUUUGCCGAUUUCUAAACUUUUCCCAGAUUGCGUAACAGUAAUAUCUCAUAACAAUUCAAGCUGUAGUUCUAAUAUUGGAUUUUACGAUGGAGCGCCCUGUCCAAUGGUUGAAAAUCCAUGUUUCAAUAAUGGUAUUUGCAUACCCAAUAUGGAUAACUAUACCUGCCGUUGUACUGGAAAUUACAAAGGAAAAUAUUGUGAAACAAUUAAUGAAGAAACCUUGUCUUUGAAAUUCAACGGUGCUACUUAUCUUCAAUAUAGAAACAGAGGUUAUAAAAGCGAAAAUAUAACGAAUUUCACUGACAACAAUGAUGAACCCCACAACAAAACUGUGGAAGAUGAUGAUUUCGAUGAUGGCAACAAUUUAUUUGAUGAAGAAAACUUUUAUUAUGAUGCAGAAGACUUAGAAAUUCUAAGGAAACCAGAACGAGGUAACAGAUAUGAAAUAAAAAUACGCACAUUUAUGUCUGAUGGUUUAAUUUUAUGGAGAAGCAAAAAUAGAAAUCAGCUUCAAAACUACAUAUCAAUUGCUGUAGUAGAUGGAUAUCCAGAACUUAGUUUUAAUUUGGAUCAUGAUGAACCAUUUUGGGCAAUAAGGUCCAGAACUAAGGUAGAUGAUGGCCAGUGGCAUUCAAUCCAAGUAAGAAGAAGAAAACGAAUGGGCUUCAUUUCUGUUGAUGGAUAUGAUAUAAAUAAAGGAGUAGCUAAAGCUGGAGCUAUAUCUCUGAGAACUAAUUCGAAACUAUGGUUGGGUGGCUCUUCAGUACUACCAGCUGGUCUCCCAACCUCAUAUUACAAAGGAUUUGAUGGCUGCAUCCAAAAAGUUCUAAUCCACGGCAAACCUCUAGACUUACUAGCAGAUAAUGAUAUAAAUACAAUUGAUUUUUGCCAUGUACUCCUUGCAUUGGGAGACCAAAUUUACUUCACUGGUAUCAAAUCUAAGUGCCAAUUCAGCUUUUCAAUUAUUCUUAUCAGUGUAUUUAUCCUGGAAUAUAGAUCAUGUUAGCUGAUCUAAGUGUCAAUAACCAAACCAUUGUUCUACAAUUUCACACAGACCAGAGUUAUAAAAAUUAUUCCAAACGUCACCAGACCUUUGUUACGUAGCAAGAAAAAUAAUCUGUUUUUUUAAGUAAUACUAGUUAAAUUGUAGUUUUCCGUAUUCCACAUUAAUUCUGUUCUAGAAUCGGAACAAAUUUUUCCAUAUGGUAGGUUUUCUCGAUUUGAUAACUGACAUACCUCUAACUAUAAAUAUUUUCAGUAAGAUGGCGUUUAUGUAUAAGUUACAUAAAAUGGUGUUUCAUUCCAAUAAUAUAAUUCAGAAACACUGUGGGUGAUAAUCUUUACUGGAUGUGUUAAUAAAACAAAUUUGUAGAUAUAAGUUUGUAACAAUGAUACGUAUUUAUAAUUUCUAGUUUUUGAUGGUACUAUAUAUAACGUACAAAUAUUUUUCAUGAAAUCAAGUAUUAACUCAUUUACAAACUGUAAAAUACAUGUUACGUUGUAAAUAUUUAAAAUUAAAGAAUAUAAUUAUGUCAGUUCCACUGUCCUGUUGCGAUAAAAAUUGAAUAUACAGCUACAGUUUUCAAACUUAGUACUCAGUAGUCUAGAACUGAUGUAUUUAUAUUUUAUUUUCUUUUGAAGAAUUGUGUAAAAAUCAUAGAAUUCUUUUAAAAUUUUACGUUUUUAUUUAUAAAAUUCCUCUUAAGAAUAUAACUACAAAUAAGAGCUUUACUUCAAAUGAAGUACCAAAAAAUGGGUUAAUUUAUUCGCCUCAUUAGUAUCUCAGUCCACUUUCAUACUCUAUAACUAAGUACUCACUGAUUUUCUACUUUAACUAAACAACUGCUGACGUUUUCAUUUGACUUUAUUACUGAAGAAUAUUAGGGCGAUGGUAAAUACUUCUUCAUAGCCACCUUAACAUAAUGAUUAGUAAAAUACAUAUUCAAAAUCAAAGCAAUACUUUCGGAUAUAUGUCGUUAAUGUUAAUAUUUUUUUAUCGAAAAAGUUUUUUUCCAAACACUACUUCAGAUAUUUCCAGGUUGACCUCUUUAAACCUGCCUGAAAGAAAUAUACUGAAAAGUAUCUCCGUUUCUAGAAUAUCUGUAAAAUCGAGUAAAAAAACGAAUAAAAUAAAAACCAUAGAAGAAAAAUACAAAACACAGAAUACCAGAAAUUUUUAAUAAGUUGGGAAAGACAAAUAUUUUCAAAUCAUCAAUAGCUAACAAAGAAUAAAAAUAUGUAAAAAACAAUAAAAAAACACUUCGGAGAUGAUAUAGUUGGGCAUGCAGACCCAAAAUAUUAAUUAUUUUCCUUAUGUACGAAAUUAUAGAAUAACAUAACUAUAGACAAUAACAUCAAUUAAAUACCAAAAAGAAUGUUAUCAAUGGAAUUGAGAUCAAUUAAUUCCAUUCUAUUAACAUUGCUCAACAUUUAAAAUUAAAUAUUCUUUAAGUAAGGCUCUUGUGUGGUUGUAAAUCAUUUUUUUUACUUGAAUAUAUUUUAUCAAAAUUAUGAUUCACUUUAUGCUGUUUAUAUCUAGUCCUUCUAUUAUUAUUUACACUUUUGAUAGUAUUUUUUAUGUUAUAGUGCCAUACUUUCUAGUAAAACAAACUGAAUUAUGUUGGAUACCAACAAUGUCAGUAUUUAUAUAAGCAAACCGAUAUUUUCAGUAUUUCCUCAAUUGAUGUUAAGUAUUAUACUUUCCAAACUUCUACACAUAUUCAAUAAUGAUUUUACUACUUUAAAACAUGAGACGAUACGAAAAAUCCAUCAUAUCUCGUAGCUUCUUUUGAAUAAUAGUGAGUUGAUCGCUAAUUUGAUCAGCAAAAAAGUGUCAUUAAAUGAAAUCUAAUUACAAAAUAUAUUUAUAUGUAUUGUAAUAUCAUAUAUUCAUGUCAUGUUAAAUCGUCUUUAUUUAAGAUCUCUAUUGAUAGAAAAUAAGUUUUGAAACACUUUACAACCUAUUUCGGUCUUUAUCAAAAUAUGCCUUAACAGGACAAUUUGCGUACCUAAUUAUAUUAAUCAAUAGAUCACCUACAAUAUGAAUACCAAAAUAAAAAUCCGCUCUAAUGAGAAAAAUUAAUUUUUCCUUAGUUGUUACAUUUUAAAAACUGUGUACCAGCUAUCAACUAAAUUAUUAGUUGCAUUGAAAUUCAUAAAAUGAAACUAUACAUUUUACCAAAUUGUUCAUAUCUUUUUUUUGUCAUUAACAACUUUUUGAAUGUUCAUAAAUCAUGUUUUUCAAUACAAAUUAUAUAAUAGUUCCAGCUAGCAAUCGCAUUGACACUUUCUUGACAGCUUAAAAAUGCUAUAAAUUCCACACAAAGUUUUAAUAAUCCUAAUAUUGAAUAAGAACUUCAGUUCAGUUCUUAAAGGUUUCAUUUCAAUUUGGCGGUUCAUUGAAAGAUUCCAAGCCGCUGAUAACUUCAUUUGUUAUAUCUGUAAGAAACAUCAUUCCGUCUGUUUUUAAAAUCCGUUAUUAUCGGAAAUAGUGAAAAAUUCUUCAACUCUGGAAGCGAUAAAAAUAUUGGAGCCAAACGUUAACUUAGUAGUGAUAAAAUAAUGUUUAAUAUGGAAAAUUGCAUCUUUUACAUUAUUAAAAUGUACGGUGUGCAAAUCUGUCUCUUGCUUAUCAACCAACGAAUAUACUUUUGGCAUACCAUUAUUGGCGAGCUCACUUGCGGUCGAACCAGUUAGUGGGGUAGUGAUGAUAUGCUAUUCAAUAUCUACUACUUGCUUAGUAGUUAAAUAGCUAGUAAAUGGAAGCUACCUUUUGGUUUUUUGUUCUGUUGUUAGGUCUAUCCCUCAGUAACCAGCUCGAUGCACUGUCUAAUCUCUCCUGAAAAACGCCUUUGCAUUAACUAAAUACACUGACAUUCUUUCAAUUAGGAAAGACCAAGAGUUGAGACAAAUAAGUCCGAUAUACUUACUCACUGCUAGUUCACAACUAUACUUGCCUAGCUACCAGAAAUCGACGUUGGAGUGUAACAAUACUUUCUAAUCAAUCUGGUGUAAACUGUUAUGAAUUAAAAUAAUCGCACAAGCUCACUAAUAACACUGUAGAAUAAUCAAUUCCUUUCACGUGAAACAAUGUUAAUUCUAUUAUUCUAGCGUCAGGCUUUUCCGUGGAAAUCAAGUAGCUAUCAAGAAUAAAGAUGUAACCAUAUGACAAUUUUUUCAAUUGAAAUUUCUAAAACCAUUGGUGAUAUUCAUAUUAAGCCCACCGUUCACUAUUACUACACUUACACUCUCUGUCAGUGUAAUUUUGAGUGUGGUUAAACAUUGUUCUCGCUAUCUAUAUUUAUUACGACUGUUUUUCAUUUCAUAUAUGAACUGAACAACCAAAAAUCAAAAUUUUAAAAUGGGUUUACGUUCUCAAAUUUUUCUCAAUUCCAUGAAGGAAUCAAAAGAUAGUGAAUAUAAUUUGUUUGAUAUUCCUAGUAACAGCUUGCAGCUUUCUCCAUAUAUGGUGAUGUUAAGUCUAGGUCUAGACACUAUCUCUUUCCAUUUUAUUUUUUAAUUGUAAGUAAUAUGACAAAAUUAAUCGCAUAUAGUUCAUACAGUAGAAAAACUGAUGUACAUAAUUCAGCAAGUAUGAGGUCAAAUUUAAAUAACGAUACCACACAUAUAAUAGUAUUAACAAUAAAAAAAAUAGAAAACAGAUGUGAUGUGAAAAUGUUUUAUUACUAGUUUCAGUUAAUAAAUACAAUAACUAUAUAUGUACAUAUUUCAGUUAUCAAUAUAAGAAUUUAUUUUUUUUUGAACACAUUUCAUGUGAUUUGAGCUGCAAGUGAAGCAUUAUGAACAACUUUUGGGUUUUAUUGAGCAUUUUCCAUAUAAACUCAACUUUCGUACAGCUCUUAGGGGUAGUGUUAGUCCAUUAUUUUCAUAUUCUGGCUGAAAAUAGUGAAGCAACUAUUGAAUUUUUCUGGCAUUGAAUUAUUAAGUAUAUUCUCAACCAAUUUUUCUUAAAAUUUUAAGCGAAAUUAUGAAACCGCCAAUUUAAGAACGUUAUAAAAUUGUCAACUUAUGAAUCCAACUGUCCAAUUGUUUCAAAUGAAACAAUCAAGCUAUUAAUAUUUCAACUACCGUUAAUUUUCAAUUAGAUAUCUGUAAUAUCUGUGAUUUUAUAACCUACUGAAAUGGUAAGGAAAUUAUAACAUUUAUUAAGCUAUUGACUUCAACAAACUGAUGUGUUUUUGAUAUUAUAGAAAGUGAACGCUUGAUUGUUAUAUUUAAAGUGUACUUACAUUACUAGUGCAAUAAUUUUUAUGUUGUAUGAAUUACAAUACAUAUGUAUGUAGUAUAUUCUAAAUCGCAUGAAGUUACAAUAGUUGAACAAAAUAAUGAUUUAUCGUUGCAGUCGUGAAUAAACAUUUUUAUCAUUGGAUUGUUACAUGAAUUACUAUUUCGGAAACAGAAUUUUAUAGUUAGUUUAAACUAAGAACAAAUUUAUAAACAACUCCGAUGAAAUGUGUAUAAUUUCAGUGUUGAGCAGUUGUUAGUCUAGCUCAAUCAAUUGCUAAUAUCAUCUUCCAUCCCUAAAAAUACAAACGUUUCAAAGCAAUAAAUAUACAGGGCAGUUAAUUUGACAUAAUAAAGUAUGCUAUAUUUUAAGAAAGCGGAGAAUUAACAAAUCACAAUUUCACGAACAUUGUAGAAAGUAUUUAUUCAAGAUAUAAGUGCAGAAAUUUGUUAUUUUACUAGAAUUUUAGUAAGUACACCGCAAUUCUUGACCGAAAAGCGGAUUGUUUUCACAUUAUAAAAAAUAUCAUAACACCAUAUACAUUUACAAUUCUAUAUUUAUCGGCGUACAUUGUUAAAUUGAAUACUAAAUUAACAAUGUCCAUUUAUUUUGCAGCUGAAGUAAAUGAUAGUAGUCACUAUAUUCUUUAGCAUUUUAAAAUAUUCUAACUACUUUAUAAGUGAUCGUCACUCAAGAAAUACUUAAUUUGUAAAAAUCAUAAAAAUACAAAUGUAAAAAAAACUUAAUACCCUUAAUAAAUGAAAUAAUAAAUCUAUUCAGUAUACUUCCAAUUUCAAUUUAUGGCCUUAUAUAUUUUGCCUAUAUUUCUAUGUUUUUUGAGUGAAUUAGACAAAUGAAUUAAUGCUGAACCCUCCACAAGAAAGUAAGUGUUAUAUGUGUGAAAAUUGAAUUAUAAUAUUUUGAAUUUAAUGUUUCUUACCUAAAAUACUUAGUGUGAAAAGUAAAAAUUUGUGAAAUACUUUCAGAUAAUUAAGUAUGUAUAUAGCUUAAUAGUUAACAAUUUGAUAUGUUGUUAAGUUUUAGAAAAAUGUAGGAUAGUUAGUUGAUUUAACCUAUAACAUGCAAAAAAAAUUAGAUCAGAUUGUUUUCUACUAAUCAAAAAAGUCUGAUAACAAAAAUAUUUAUUAAAACAUUGUGGA